AUGAUAUUUGCCCAUUUCCGAUCGUCGCGGGUUUGAAUUUGGCAUAAAGCUCUCAAAGACGAGGUUUAAAGAAUGAGUUGGCCUCCUCUUUGAAUAGAAUAUCUCCUUCUUGUGAUAUCCGAGCACUAGCUCAUGUAUUUCACUACUUUGUUCUUCAUUCUGCACUCGAUAAUCACCUCCAUACCGUGCAACCUUCAAUAAGUCCAAAUUCCCAAGAUUUGUACUAGUACUCGAACACUAAUGCUCAGAAUUCGCGGGAUAACUACAUAAAUCACCUGUUACGAAUGGGACAGCGCUCUCAACAUGUCCGGACGGAGCACCUCCUCCAACCGCCUAGGGCCACACGCGUUCCCGCAAUCAUUUGCUGAUGACCGUUCACGACAGCAUAAUGGACAGAAUUUCUUCCCAGAUGUUCGCGAAGAUGGCAGGACGGCCGCGCCGAUGCUGCUUUGCGCGGGCUCAGCUGCGAGACAGCGGCAUUCCGCAACCAUAGAAUACACCCCAAGGGAGUACUCGAAUAUGGGUAAUUCAAGCUGCGGCGGACAGCAAAACUUUGGCGCUGUUUCAUCUGCCCCAGCUUUAAGCCGUAAUGCGUCACAACGUGGCCAUGCCGAAGGACAAGGACAGCAAACUGAUCGACCUACCAUGAACUCCGGGCAAUCAGCUGCAGUGGCCUUAACAGAUCCCAUGUUAAGGACUGUAUACGAAGCGCACGAAAUUGUAAGCUCUCAGUAUCUCCAUAACCAGGUUAUGCGAGAAGAAGAUCAGAAUGAGUCCAGGACUUCAGAAUCAAGUUCACAUUUGAACCAGCAAGGUUUUGUCAGCUCCUCAGUUGUCCAUCAUCCAUGGGCGAAGUAUCGAAGAACGAUACCUGCUGCAGGUACAGAAGAGGACGCUGAGAAGUGUGCCGUCGUUGUGCCUGUGGCCUACAAGCAGCGAGAUCGUGGAGAAGCAGGAAGGCUGAGAGAAGAGGAAGGAACAAGAAGGAACAAAGAUAAGAGGCAAAUGAAUGUAGAAGGUUUGCAUAGGAAUUUGAUAUCAAACGAGGAGGAUAGGGGUAUAAACCAGACAAAGAAAUCGCCGGCCAGGCCAAGCCUUGACCGCAAGGCCGUCAUGGAAACUAUGGCAGCAGAUGGAGCAAACUACGAGCAAGCUAUCGACUCGACGAAGGGCGCCUGUAAUGUGAGCGAUGCUGGGACGCGACCUAGGCGGCCUAUGGCAAUCAUGAAUCAAAUGGAAAACGCUCAGCCUGACCUUUAUGCGCACGUGUGGGAAGGAAAAAUGCAAGAACAUCUUAUUACGACCGCUAGAGAUGCUUUGGCAGCCGUAGAUGCACCAUCAGAAGAUGUCUCCGCAAUAUCGUCUGAGCAGAAGCGAUUGAGAACCUCCAAUAAGUCCACAGAUGCAAGUUUUACAGACGACGAGUCUCAAAUAUGUAGACCUGAUUUUCCUCGCCCCAUGGCUGCGAUGGAACAACUUAAGACCGCGCAUCCGUCAAUAUCUUCUGCGUCAACGGUUUCGGGCGUAUCAUCGACAGGGCAGGUGGAAUUUGCGCAAUCAAAAGAGAGCACAUACUCAAGGGGCGUAAUGUGGCGACCUGAGGAGCUACAUGAACUUUCAUUUGCGGCUGCGACAUGCCUGCGCACAUUCCCCGGCAACAAUGGAAAAUCGAUCACAGCUGCUCGGAUUGCAGACAUCCUAAAACAUAGCCCAGUCUACACUGAUUUCUGUAGAAUGCUAGAGCGUGACAGAAUCAUAUUCGAUCGAGCGGCCCUAGCAAGAACUUUGCGCCUAACUGCCCGAGAGAUGGAUACGAGAAUGAAAGCAGCGUCGACAGGAUUCUCGCAGUUGCCUAAUGGCCUUCCUCUUCAAAUGUCCUCAGUUGCUCUCCCGUCCAGUUCUGUGAUACCUGAGCCAGCCAUCUGCCCAGCAGCUGCCCCCAUAAUGAAAGCAUCAACUUCUCAGCCUCUCACUCCGUUUUCAUUAGAGAAAAAUGCACUAGAUGCUGCAAGCUAUGAAGAUCCGAUUGACUCGACGGGACAAGUAAUUGUACCUUCUGGGGUGGCUAGAUCAACGCAGGUGGAAGCGGAACUGAGUCACAAGACCGCAGAUAUCAGGAAUGCGAAAUUGCAGGAAGCACCAUCAGAUCAUCCGUCAGAGAUGUCUCGAUCAACUUCAAAAGCAGAGGCUGCACGAAAGAGAAAGUUUGUCGAACUUGAUGUUCCAAGAUUCUCAAACGGCGACAUGCCUCCCUCAAAACAGAUUAUCAAUACUCCUCCAUCUACCAUGCAAACAAGCCAAGACUGCUACUCAGGCUCAGAAUUCUUGCCAAACUUUGCGUGUUUUCCUGGUCCGCAUUCUCGAAGGCCGGUUCAUCGCCUUGGGUCAGAGCCCCCGUACUUUGAAGGACAAAGAAUAGCAUCCUUCACACACAAAGUCAAUGCUAUGGAACUGGCUAAACCAAUCAAGAGCGAAACUGCCCUACGCCGAUUUCGUUAUGAUAUUCGCACCCUGGCGCGGGACGUACUGCUUGCCGCCGGUAAACAUCCUCAUCUAAUGUCACUCAAUGCUCACCUUGAACCUCUUCGCGGCGCGUUCGGGAAUGCCGUAAACCUGAAUUCCGAUCUUUCCACCUUGCGUUGGGAUAUUCUCGAUCCUGGUGAGCCUGUUCCGGAAGCUCUGGCUUGUGCGGUUCAUGAAGACAAAGAUUCAGUCAUUGAUGACGCUGAUGAUGAAAAUGAGGAACUCCAUCAUUUCGCCGUCAGAACGUCUUCAAGCUCUCAUCACGCGGCAAAUUCUAUUGCUGUAGCCGAAGGGAGCCUGUCAGGCGAUGUUCAGUCCAUAGAAGUGUCUCCCACAGAUAGUACCUUCGGUCUUGGAAAAUUCAUGAGUUCUCGCGGCCGUGGUAGGUCUCGCGGCUGUCCACGUCCCAUAGGAUUGAGUAGUGGCAACCCUCGGACUCCGGUUGCCAACCAACCUGGAACUCCUUCCUCUACGGUUCGUCCUGUAGCGGGAACACCCGCAGCAGGUACUGGAUAUUCAGGGUUUCCACGCGAAAUUCUUCCCGAUGGCACAAAAAAACGUGGCCGACCUGUAGGUUGGCGCAAGAGCAUUCAUGGGCGUAAUCGAGGAACAGCAAGCAACGCCCCUUCGUCACAGAAUGCAAAGCCUACGACGAGCCCAGCAAGAGAACCGAAAUUCCCAAUAUUUUCGUGUGGCUGGAAGAAUUGCACAGCACAGCUGCACAACCUCGCGACGCUACGACGACACGUAAAGAAAAAGCAUGACGGGCCAGAUGAUCAAGGUAAAUUCACAUGUCUAUGGUUGAAUUGUGGCCAAGAAAUAUUGCGUAUCGACGAAGCAGGUGAUGUUAUUGAGAUGAUACAGCCUUAUGAUUACCCAGACGUCACUGGCUUAAUGGAUCAUGUGGACCAGUUGCAUAUUAUGCCUAUUGCCUUCAGGCUUGGUGAUGGUCCUCCCGGAGGUUUUUCUGACUCAAAUGCAAGUGAGGUAGAACCGUACCUCUCGGAUAGACACGGUAGACGUGUUACACCGACGAUUCCAGCUGCAACGGGUCCUGAGUCCGGUCCUGCCCAACAAUCAGGACAAGGCGGCAGGCAACCAAAGAAAAGUGAUGAGGAGAAGGCUAGGGAGAGUAUGGCAGAACUUGCUAAAAGGAAGCGUGAAAUAGGCCUCGGCGUUGAUAGAGGAGGGGCAACUUUCGCUAACGAGAAGAGACGCGCGGGCUUCAUUGACGACGAAGAUGUAAACGAGGUUCUGCUAGACCAAAGUGAUUAAAUCUAGAGUUUGAUGGAGACACACUGUUCAAACAGAAGUAGAAAGAUUGACCGCCAUAGGCGGGAUUCAAAUCGUGAAGCGGAUAGGCACGCUUACCUGAACUGCACAAAAUCAAAUGUAUCGACCUGGUUUGAA
This is a messenger RNA of Verruconis gallopava, 3933 nucleotides long. RefSeq lists its product as uncharacterized. Bases 304 to 3798 code for a protein of 1164 amino acids. The record is from RefSeq and is a predicted model, not a curated record. The transcript has 2 exons. Lineage: Eukaryota; Fungi; Ascomycota; Dothideomycetes; Venturiales; Sympoventuriaceae.